UGCGGAACGGUGUAAACACAAACUAGUUCCGGGUUUUGGUGACUAGUUAAAAUCCAGUCUCCGUCACACAUUCACUGGAUUGACUGAAAUCCCGGAACAAGAUGGAUGGCGAGGAGCGGACCUACGGUGGCUGUGAAGGGCCAGAUGCCAUGUAUGUGAAGUUGAUCUCUUCAGAUGGCCAUGAAUUCAUCGUGAAGAGAGAACAUGCCCUGACGUCUGGAACCAUCAAAGCCAUGUUAAGUGGGCCAGGACAGUUCGCUGAAAAUGAAACCAACGAAGUGAACUUCAGGGAAAUACCGUCUCAUGUCCUGUCCAAGGUCUGCAUGUAUUUCACCUACAAGGUCCGCUACACCAACAGCUCCACAGAAAUCCCCGAAUUCCCCAUCGCUCCUGAGAUCGCACUGGAACUGCUCAUGGCUGCAAACUUCUUGGAUUGCUAAAGUUUCAAAACGAAUGUAAAAUUUAAAACUGGUUCUUGAGUAUUUAACAUUUGUUUUGCCAUAUAUUUCACGUG
This is a messenger RNA of Nematolebias whitei (Rio pearlfish), 514 nucleotides long. Its product is annotated as elongin-C. NCBI's taxonomy places the organism in Eukaryota, Metazoa, Chordata, Actinopteri, Cyprinodontiformes, Rivulidae. The transcript has 4 exons. Gene Ontology annotation, biological process: ubiquitin-dependent protein catabolic process. Gene Ontology annotation, cellular component: elongin complex. The coding region runs from base 102 to 440 and encodes 112 amino acids. The record is from RefSeq and is a predicted model, not a curated record. Gene Ontology annotation, molecular function: protein-macromolecule adaptor activity.